AUGGCUGGCCGCCCCGAGUUGGAUGGAGCAGGGAGCUUUUCCCGUUCCGAGUCCGAGUUCUGGGUAUGUCCGGAGGCAUCGUAUGUGCAUGUGCAGACGACAGAGGUGGCAGCGACAGCUAAACUGCAAGUCCCCGUUCCCAGCACGCAGGCCUGCACAUCGCUAGCUUCAGGUUCCAGGACAUCCGAAGAUUUGCUGGUGGCAAACAGGACAUCCGAAGAUUUGCUGGUUGAUUUAGAGCCGGAGCUCGUUCGAGGGGCCCCUGUCAGCAACAUCCUGAGACGCUUCGGGAAGGAAUGGCAUCAAUCGGCUGGAGUGUGGAGGCCAGAACUCAGCAAGCAGACGCAGCGCUACCGAUAUUUCUUCAGCCAUGACUGGAAAACAUCGGGGUGGAUGAAGUACCUGACCUUGGAAAUCUACUUCAACGGCACGGCGGCGGCAGUAACAACAUGCAUCCUGAGUCUUGGCCUAGGUGUCCUUGGGGGAUGGAGAGCAGAUAGACCUGAUGGCUGGCUUCUGCCCCGGACUGCCUGGUGGGUGGUGACUGGUCAUGUGGGGGGAAUGCUGGUCCUCUUCUUCUGGCAACACCUGCGCGAGUUGUUGUUGCAGCCACGGCUCGGGUUUCUGGACCGUGUCUGCAUACCUCAAGAUGACCACGAGAAGAAGUAUCAGUGUGUGUAUGGCUUGGCCUCCAUCUUGGACAAGUCCGAAGACCUCAUCGUUCUCUGGUCUCCGAGAUAUUUUGGCAGGCUUUGGUGCAUGUACGAGAUCGCCUGCUUCCUGAUGAAGCGGAAGGAAGCCCAUAAAAUCAAGUUUUUACCUGUGCAAAUCUCGGUCAUUUGGAUCCUGACGUACUUCGCCGUGUCAACCACAUGGCUCACCCUUCUGCUGGUUCAGCGCUUUGGCUCUGAAUUCUUCAGCUGGCAUGACGAUCAAGGGCUGAUGAAUGUGGCCUUGACCGUAGCACUGCAAGUUUGCGUUCUUUAUCCACCGCUGUUCUACUUCAUGAACCAGAUGAUGUAUGACAUUGCCCAGUUGCCGGGGCAGUUACGGGAUUUCAACAUCCACACCGCCCAGUGCUUUUGCUGCUCCAACGGCCAUGAGCAUCCUGUAACCAGAGAACCCUUGCAGUGCGACCGCGAACUUAUCUAUGGGGUGCUGCAGAUGUGGUCCUCACGUGGUUUAGAUGCCACGGACGCGGAACACAUCCAGGCCGUCGUCAAACAACACUUCGACCGACAUCUGGCAGCCUCGGUGGAGGAAGCCUUCACGCACACCGGCAUGCUCAUGCGGCCGCUGAUCUCCGCCGCUGCGAUCGGCUCCCUUCCGUUUAUGUCCGACUUCGUUGCCUAUGAGGCCGUCAAAAUGGUCCAUUAUGGUUGGCUCAGCGCAUUCACGAAUUUGGGCUUGGGCCUCUACAUGCUGUUCUAUAUGCCUCUCUUCAUCCGCUUUCUUCUGCUUGCGGCAAGAGUAGGCAGUUUGUGGUGGACUGGGCCGUGCUGCAAGUGCAUCGUCAUCGCAUGCCAGGCACUGGCCUUGUUCCUUCUCAGCGUGGUGGUCAUCGUGGGCUAUUCUGUUUGCAACGCAGUCGUUCCCAGGGACGCGUGGACGUCUCCAAUGCAUCCCAUGCCCAUGUACUUGCUCGGAAUGAUGGUGCUCGGCAGCGUGAUCCUCGGGUUCCGUCAUCUAUGUCCCUGCCGAAAAUCCGUGAUCAUUGGUGGCAUGCCCUGCGAAGACCGGCAGUGGCCAAAGAAAUCUGAGGCCGCAUCUGCGCACACCCACGCCGAAGAGCCACGGGUGCUUGCUGAGCCAGAUAUCGUGUGGGGAGAGUCCUGCUUCGGAAUUUGA
Messenger RNA from Symbiodinium natans, 1848 nucleotides. Lineage: Eukaryota; Dinophyceae; Suessiales; Symbiodiniaceae. The record is from the annotation of a GenBank genome assembly.